AUGGUUUCUAAUUCGCCGAGUUAACUCACUGUGUCGUACCGACAAGCCGCUUGGGAGUGAUCAUCAUUCAUUAGUCAAAGCCCUAAAAGCCUCAACAGUUUCUCCAAAAUCCAAGUCCGGCACCGAGUUUAAACCCAACGGUUGAUAAAUUCCGUGAAAUUAAACUUGGGUUUGGACUUUUCUGCUGAAGACUUGGGUUCUUAGUAGUGGUGUACAUUGGAAACGGUUAAGAGAAGCAAAGAUUUCUUUGAUUCUUUUGGGUUCAUUUGGUUAUAACGUUUUUGAAGAAGAUAUAGAUUUUGAAUUUUGUUAAGUCUGAAUAGAAUUUGGAAGUAGCUUUUUAGGGGUCCUGAAUUUGAAUUAACAGGUGUGAAGAAUGGAGACCCCGGUUUCAGUUUCAGAUGGAAAGGUGUCAAGGAGGUCAAUGAGAAGGAACGUGAAUGUAAAGAAUUACAGUGAGAAUGUGAUGGAUGAACUGAUAGAGGGGCAUUUGGGUGGUUCCAAGAAGAAGAGGAUUAGAACAAAGGAGCAGUUGGAGAGAGAGACUGAAAAAGAGGCCAUGAUAGCACUUUCUUUGGGCUUCCCCAUUGAUGCUUUGCUUGAGGAGGAAAUUAAAGCUGGGGUUGUAACAGAAUUGGAUGGGAAAGAGCAAAAUGAUUAUAUUGUUGUGAGGAACCACAUACUCACUAGGUGGAGGCAUAAUGUUCGGACAUGGAUUUCCAAAGGGCAGAUAAGGGAAACUGUGAGCAAUGAGUAUGAGCAUAUAAUGUCUGCUGCAUAUGACUUUCUUUUGUACAAUGGAUAUAUAAAUUUUGGGGUUUCUCCUUCUAUAGUGUCUCAGAUUCCUGAGGAGGCAACAGAAGGGUCUGUCAUUAUUGUUGGUGCUGGACUUGCUGGAUUAGCUGCAGCAAGGCAGCUGAUGUCAUUUGGUUUCAAGGUGGUGGUCCUUGAAGGUCGGAACCGACCUGGGGGCAGAGUUUAUACACAGAAAAUGGGGCAAAAUGGUAACUAUGCUGCAGUUGAUCUUGGUGGCAGUGUAAUAACUGGUAUAGAUGCAAAUCCUCUGGGGGUUUUGGCAAGACAACUUUCCAUUCCUCUUCACAAAGUUAGAGAUAGGUGCCCUUUGUACCAGCCUGAUGGAGCACCCGUGGACGAGACUGUUGAUUCUAAAGUUGAACUUAUUUUUAACAAGCUGCUUGACAAAGUCACAGAGUUGAGAAAAAUAAUGGGAGGAUUUGCUAAUGAUAUUUCUCUAGGUUCAGUCCUGGAAACACUUAGACAACUAUAUGCUGUGGCUAGAACUGCAGAGGAGAGACAACUUCUUGACUGGCAUUUUGCAAACUUGGAAUAUGCAAAUGCUGGAUGCCUCUCAAACCUUUCAGCUUCUCACUGGGAUCAAGAUGAUCCUUAUGAAAUGGGAGGAGACCAUUGCUUGCUUGCUGGUGGAAAUUGGAGACUAAUCAAAGCAUUAUGCAAAGGAGUUCCGAUUUUUUAUGGUAAAACUGUUCAGACAAUAAGGUACGGAGAUGGAGUUGAAGUCAUAGCUGGUGGUCAAGUUUUUCAAGCAGACAUGAUACUUUGUACUGUUCCUCUUGGGGUUUUAAAGAGAAAAUCAAUAAGAUUCGAACCAGAGUUACCUGAUAAGAAGCUUGCAGCAAUAGAAAGACUGGGAUUUGGAUUGUUGAACAAGGUUGCAAUGGUAUUCCCUUUUGUUUUUUGGGGAGAAGAUCUGGAUACAUUUGGCCGUCUCAACCAGUAUAGCCAUAGGCGUGGAGAAUUCUUUUUAUUUUACAGUUACCAUACUGUUUCUGGAGGUCCAGUGCUGGUUGCUCUUGUUGCUGGUGAUGCUGCACAAUUUUUUGAAUCUACAGAGCCAUCCACCUUGGUCCAUCAUGUUAUGAGUAUUCUUAAAGGUAUAUAUGGUCCAAAGGGGAUCAACGUACCUGAUCCCGUGCAAUCCAUCUGCACGAGAUGGGGAAAUGAUCCAUUUUCUUUUGGUUCAUAUUCACAUGUUAGAGUGCGAUCAUCUGGAAGUGACUAUGAUGCGUUGGCAGAAAGUGUUGAUGGGCGGUUGUUCUUUGCUGGUGAAGCAACUAUUCGGCAACAUCCGGCCACCAUGCAUGGUGCCUAUCUGAGUGGCCUAAGGGAAGCUUCGCGCAUUUGCCAAGCUAUGAAAGAGCUGCAAAACAAUCCAAGGAAAAUCACAACAAAGAAUGCCGGGGCAAGCAAAGAAGUGUUGACAGAAUUGUUCAAGAACCCUGACCUAGCAUUUGGGCAGUUCUCAUGUGUAUUUGACCCCUUGACAGAUGAUCCAAAAUCUUUGGGACUCAUGGAAGUAACUUUUUCAGAUACCUGUAAGGAAUUUUCCGAAGUAGAGAACAUACAUCAACCGCCAUCUGAACAACCUUUGCAGCUUUUUACAGUUUUGUCUCGUGAGCAAGCACAUGAAGUGCACCUGGUGGCCGGGGGAAACGAUUGUAAAUUGUUGUAUUUGUUCAAGAACCUUGGCUUGAAGCUACUGGGAGCUGACAGUUUAGGAGCUUUAGGCAAUACCAUUGCUACUAACAUUGCCAAUGUUCGAAAAGGCAAAGGUCGAUACCGCAAGCGUGGCAGACCAAGAAAAGCAGGCGUCACUAAUAUUCAUUUACCAUCAGUUUAGAAAUCCAGGUAUAUCAAGUUUUUGUUAUUUUUAUACAGGACAGUGAAAAUUGGGCAUGCCUUGGAUCGUGUUAUCCGCCCUUGUUUGCACCAUAGUUCAUUCGCUGACUGGAAGUUAUUCAUCAGUCUCUGUAUUGCUGUGUACCAUUGUAAUUGAUCCAUUCUGUUACACCAAAUAGCAUAGAUUUGUAAGGAUUUUAGAUGAGAUAUUUUGUUUGGUUAUAGACCACCUGCUGACACAAUUGAUUUCAGCUGGUGAUGUAAGAAUUUUGUGCAUAAUGGCUUCCUGUUUGGUGUAA
Messenger RNA from Ipomoea triloba (trilobed morning glory), 2957 nucleotides. Its product is annotated as lysine-specific histone demethylase 1 homolog 2. The transcript has 3 exons. The record is from RefSeq and is a predicted model, not a curated record. Gene Ontology annotation, molecular function: protein binding; oxidoreductase activity. Bases 377 to 2659 code for a protein of 760 amino acids. Lineage: Eukaryota; Viridiplantae; Streptophyta; Magnoliopsida; Solanales; Convolvulaceae.